Messenger RNA from Aspergillus homomorphus CBS 101889, 1194 nucleotides. RefSeq names its product MFS general substrate transporter. The record is from RefSeq and is a predicted model, not a curated record. Lineage: Eukaryota; Fungi; Ascomycota; Eurotiomycetes; Eurotiales; Aspergillaceae. Gene Ontology annotation, cellular component: fungal-type vacuole membrane. Gene Ontology annotation, molecular function: transmembrane transporter activity. The transcript has 5 exons. Gene Ontology annotation, biological process: transmembrane transport. The coding region runs from base 1 to 1194 and encodes 397 amino acids.
AUGGACGGCGGCCUUGUGGCCUGGCUUCAAGUCUUAGGAAGCUGGCUAGCAUUCGCAAACACUUGGGGUCUCACAAGUUCCUACGGUGUCUUCGAAACGCACUACUCCAAUGAUCUCCUGUCACACUACUCCCCGUCAUCCAUUGCAUGGAUCGGCUCAGUACAACUGUUCCUCAUGAUGGCGAUCGGACUUCCGGUCGGCUCGAUAAUGGACAAGGGUCAUCUCCGGCUGCUGGUAGUGGUGGGAAGCUUCAUGCAGGUUUUCGGGAUGUUUAUGACCUCUCUCUGCACGCAGUACUGGCAGGUGUUUCUUGCGCAAGGUAUUUGCGUGGGCAUUGGGAGUGGCAUGUUGGUUGUUCCGUCGGUCGCUGUUCUUCCACUUUAUUUCACAACCAAGCGCAUGCUAGCUACGGGAAUUGCGGCUACGGGAAGUAGUUUAGCGGGUAUCGUGUACUCGAUCAUGUUACGCAGACUGAUAGUCUCCAUCGGCUUCCCCUGGGCUGUGCGAGUCCUAGCCUUCGUGAUGCUGGGUGGAUCGAUUAUGUGCUGCGCUGUAUUGCGACUGCGACCGGGGCGUGUUAAGCGGGCGCCUCUGCAAUGGCGCAAAUUUACUCACGACUCGUGCCUUUUGUCCUUCACAGCUGCAUUUACCACGAUGAUGGCAGCUGCCUACAUCCCGUUCUUCUAUGUCGAAGCCUACGCCAUCGACCUCUCUGUCGACGAUGACAUGGCAUUUUACCUACUGAGCAUCAUGAACGCGACCAGUCUUUUUGGACGGAUAGGGUCCAACUGGCUUGCUGACCGAUACGGAGGUCUCCACCUCGCAAUCCCCGGCUGUCUCUUUACCUCCCUCAUCCUAUUCUUCUGGCGCUUCUCAACUACCCUUCCCGACUUGAUUGCCAUCGUUUCCAUUUAUGGGCUUGUCUCGGGGAGUAUCGUGUCGCUUCCGCCCGCUAUCAUUGCCAAUCUGACGUCCGAUGUCUCCGAGGUGGGAGCAAGGAUUGGGGUCUCGUACACAAUUGCAGCCUUUGGGGCAUUGGUCGGGAAUCCGAUUGCGGGGGCAGCGAGAAGUUCAAGAAAUAGUGCGCAGGUGGAAUAUCAGGGAACGUGGCUAUUCGGAGCCGCAGUGAUGUUUCUAUCAGCCGUGUUCGUGGUCUUGACUCUGUGGUUGAGAAGAGGUGGUAAACAGAAUUGA